GGGGGGGGCAGAGGACGUGGUCACCGAGGGGAGCCCCCGCCCCCCUUCGCAGAAGCCUAUGGCUGGGGUUGCAGGAAGAACUGGAACUGGGCUGGCCAUAGGGGGAAGCGGCGCGUUAAAUCCGCCCCCUCUCCAUACCCUACUUUCAAGGGGUGGGCGGUAGAGGGGAGGUUGGGGUUGGAGCAGCGGCGAGGGGGCCCCUCCCUUGCACCUCCCCCCACCGGACUUGGUCGCGCCCGAAGUGUAACACUUUCUCUUUGUCGGAGGAGCUCCUCUGUUUCCUGUGCAGUAGCUCCCGUUGCGGCGGCACCCGUGGCAGCCCUGGCGGACGCAGGAGCGAUGGCAGCGACCGAUAUAGCUCGCCAGGUGGGUGAAGGUUGCCGAACUGUCCCCCUGGCUGGACAUGUGGGGUUUGACAGCUUGCCUGACCAGCUGGUGAAUAAGUCCGUCAGCCAGGGCUUCUGCUUCAACAUCCUGUGCGUGGGAGAGACAGGUUUGGGCAAGUCCACCCUCAUGGACACCCUGUUCAACACCAAGUUCGAAGGGGAGCCAGCCACCCACACACAGCCGGGUGUCCAGCUCCAGUCUAAUACCUAUGACCUCCAAGAGAGCAACGUGAGGCUAAAGCUCACGAUCGUUAGCACAGUUGGCUUUGGGGACCAGAUCAACAAAGAGGACAGCUACAAGCCCAUCGUGGAAUUCAUCGAUGCGCAAUUCGAGGCCUACCUGCAGGAAGAGCUGAAGAUCCGAAGAGUGCUACACACCUACCAUGACUCCCGAAUCCAUGUCUGCUUGUAUUUCAUUGCCCCCACGGGUCAUUCCCUGAAGUCUCUGGACCUAGUGACUAUGAAGAAGCUGGACAGUAAGGUGAACAUCAUCCCCAUCAUUGCCAAAGCAGAUGCCAUUUCGAAGAGUGAGCUAACAAAGUUCAAAAUCAAAAUCACCAGCGAGCUUGUCAGCAACGGAGUCCAGAUCUAUCAGUUUCCUACAGAUGAUGAGUCAGUGGCAGAGAUCAAUGGAACCAUGAAUGCCCACCUGCCGUUUGCUGUCAUUGGCAGCACAGAAGAACUGAAGAUAGGCAACAAGAUGAUGAGGGCGCGGCAGUAUCCUUGGGGCACUGUGCAGGUUGAAAACGAGGCCCACUGCGACUUUGUGAAGCUGCGGGAGAUGCUGAUUCGGGUCAACAUGGAGGAUCUGCGGGAGCAGACCCACACCCGGCACUAUGAGCUGUAUCGCCGCUGUAAGCUGGAGGAGAUGGGCUUCAAGGACACCGACCCUGACAGCAAACCCUUCAGUUUACAGGAGACAUAUGAGGCCAAAAGGAACGAGUUCCUAGGGGAACUCCAGAAAAAAGAAGAGGAGAUGAGACAGAUGUUCGUCCAGCGAGUCAAAGAGAAAGAAGCGGAGCUCAAAGAGGCAGAGAAAGAGCUGCACGAGAAGUUUGACCGUCUGAAGAAACUGCACCAGGACGAGAAGAAGAAACUGGAGGAUAAGAAGAAAUCCCUGGAUGAUGAAGUGAAUGCUUUCAAGCAAAGAAAGACGGCGGCUGAGCUGCUCCAGUCCCAGGGCUCCCAGGCUGGAGGCUCACAGACUCUGAAGAGAGACAAAGAGAAGAAAAACUCUUACUGUUUUACAGUUAACUCUGCUGUUUGCUGCAUGCUGCAUGAGACCCAGGGUCCUGUUUGGGCUUCCUGUAGACACCCUUUUCCUGCGCAACAGAGCUGGGCCUCCCUUUCUCUAAUUUCCCCCUUAACAUGCCUGGGGGGCAUACAAUCCAACCCGCGCCCUCUCCUCUCUUCCUGCCAAGGUUUAUAGAAACCUGAGAGUCUGAGGGUGAUGUCUGGCCGCUGGUCAAGAAGCCAACAGUCAUGUGGCUCGCAGAUGCAUCCUGCAUCCCAGUCCCCCUCCCAGCACCCCCAGCCAUCCCCCCUGUCUUCCCCCACAUCUUUGCCAGAGGUGUGACAUGGUCAGGGGGCCCAUCUGCUACUCUUCCCCACCAGCUCCCCUGUUCCAGUUCUGGUUGCUGUUAGUUUCCCUGAGGUAUUUGCAACCACCAUGGCUGGGUAACCACCGAUCAGCACAGCUGUCCCCUUGGUCUCCUGUAUCCCAGUCACUAGUCUUCCCUGGUCCACCCCACCCUCAUCCUCAGGAGCCAUAGCCAUUUCUUAGAGGGUUUCAAAAGGACAGCCUUUGGCACCUUUUCCUUCUAACCUUUGAGUCCAGCCCUUUCCAGUUUUCAUUCACUCGAAGUAACUGCACUCAAGCUGUGCUCAAAAUCUGCAACGCAUUUAUUUACACCAAGCCCUUCCCAUAAAACACAACUGCUGAAGAAAAUAGCAGACGUUUCCCCUCUCUCUAACUCUGGGUAUCCCACAGAUGCAAAAGGGAGAAUAAACCUGAAUAUUAUUACCAGCCUAGAGUCUUGAAUGAUAGCCUUACCGAAUUCUUCUUGUGAGGUAUUUCAGCAUCUCGGGGGGUAAUUUCCGGAAGGGCUCCAUACUGUCCCAAUAAGGUGAGGCCAGUAGCAGGAAUAAUAAAUCCCACUCUGUAGGCUGGAAAACUGAGCUGUCAAAGAAUCAAGUGUUUGGGGGUUUGCUCUGAUGAGUCUUCUAGUUCAUUUGGUGAAUGUCAUGAUGAUUUUUAACAUGCAUUUUGCAUGCAUUCCCCAAUAAGAAGAGAUGAGACUCGGCUGGAGAGAGGAAAAGAGGUGUUACACCUUGGAAGGCCCUUAACUUUCUUUCCAAUUUAAGGAGUUGAGAGUUUAAAAAUAUUCCAGCCCUAAGUUUUUAUCACGGGUCCCAUCUGAUAGUGGCUUUGGGAACCUCUGUGAAGUAGAGAGCCCUCCCUUGUCAGGGUUAUGAGGCACAGUGGCCUUUGGUGUUUGGCCAGUGACAGUGUGAGAGAUGGAGUUGACCUGGCAAUGAUCUGUGGCUAACAUGCCGUCUCUCUGCCCUUCCUUUGCAGUAAUCCAUGGCUGUGUACUGAAUAGUAUUCCCCGCUACAGCUGGACUGGACUCCAUUUAGCCUUUUAAGCCGAGGUUCCUAUUUUAACUGACAGCUUUCCUUUGGGGUGCCAGGCAGCCAGGCCCCCCACCCCUAUCCUGCCAUGUACUUCAAGCUCACUUCUUCUUUUUGAGUUCCGCAACUUGCUCCUGCCUCCCAGCCCCACUGGCACUGACCAGGACCACCUACUUCUAUUUUUUUUUUAGAGUUUCUUUUUUUGAUCACUUACUUUCAAAGCACACAGUCAAACAAGGUUAUGCCAAAUUUUCAGGCCUUUUUGAAGUAUUGAGAAGGGGAAGGGGAUUUCUCACUUCAAUUAUAGAUCAUAAUAGGAAGCAAAAGGAAAAAAAUGAAAAGCAAACAUAUGCACGUACUUUUCUUGUUGACAAAGCAAGAGUGUAGGUUUGCUGUGUAGGUUUGGUGCUCUAUUGAUUGGUGAGUGACCAGAGCAAGUAUGAAGGUGAUGCUGCCAAAGCACAAGCCAGUUUCUUGGGAAAAUUCAAGUUACAGUGGAGUAUUUUUUUUGAAGACCAUAUGCUUGGAGGUAGAAACAAACCAACGACCAAAAAAAAAAAAAAAAAAAAUCUGCUCAGAUACUUAGCCAGUAGCUCAGAGAGAUGCUGAGUUAGGCCUGUCAGGUCUCCUUGGGAAAGGCUUCAUAUUUGCAACUUUGAUGAUUCUAUGUCCAGCUUCAGAGCUGCUUUCCCAGAAAUUCACACUUAAACAACCAACCGGUAACUACCACCUCCCCACACCGCCGCCUGGUAAUUAUUUGCAUUACAAACCGGAGGCGCCCUCAUUUGCAUUUGUGUACAGAUUAACUACUUAAGGCUUGAGAAGCUCUGAAUAAUUCAAAAGUAUUAGACCCACACAGCCUUUGAGAGACCUUCAGAAACUAGGGAGGAGUUUUAUAUUAAGGGAGACAUUUUAGUCAGUAAGACGAUAUAACCUACUUACUCCGUAAGGGGAAAUGAAGGCCCAGAGAAGGGAAGGGACUUGACCGAGGUCCCACUUCUGUUUCGAGGCAGAAGCCAGACUAAUUUUCAUGCCUCCUGACUCCCAAUCAGUUUCACAAAGGGAUUCAAUCUGUUUAUAUACGUUACAUUCCUGGAUACGAGGUCUUUUGAUGUUCGGAGUAACUGACUAGUUAGUAUUAGAAGACCCUCGAGGUUUUUUUCCACAGAAAAACAUCUGAAGAUGGAUUGGGUGAGGGCUGGCAAAACGAAGGCAUGCCGGGCCAGCUCCUUAACCCAAUGACCCAGUGAUGCUGCAAGGCUGGAACGGGGUCCAGGAGACUGUGUGUAACAGGUGUCCUAGGUGACCCUUAUAAUCAGGGAAGUUUGGUGAACAAAAAUCGAACCCAUGAGUGAACAUAAAUUAAAAAGUUGAUCAACCUAUUAAAAUGUGUAUUUCAUUGGAUAGCUUUUCUCACUGUAGACAGAUUUUUUCCUUCUUCAAUGAAAAGGCUUUUAAAUUAGUACAACUGUUACUAUUUAAAAAAAAAAUACCCGAAGUACUCUGUUUACUUCUGGUGAAACAAAACCAGUCAUUAGAAAUGGUCUGUGCUUUUAUUUUCCCAGACUGGAGUGGCUUUUCUGAAACACACACACACACACACACACACACACACACACACACACACGUACACACAUCCCUCACUUCUCUUAAGCCAAGAAGUUUGCUUUCCCUAGCUGCAGUGUAGAUGGCUCUUGUUUUUGUUUUUUUGUUUUAAUCAUUUGGCAUUCACAUGUGGCUGUUAAUAUGUGCUUGUUUUUAAUUAAAACAAGAAGCUUUAAA
Molecule: messenger RNA, 4800 nt
Organism: Gorilla gorilla gorilla (western lowland gorilla)
Lineage: Eukaryota; Metazoa; Chordata; Mammalia; Primates; Hominidae
Gene: SEPTIN6
Product: septin 6
Exons: 11
Coding region: 340-1815 (491 amino acids)
Molecular function (GO): GTP binding
Source: RefSeq, a predicted model, not a curated record